AUGACCCGAGAUACGCUGCCGCGCACCGCAUAUCCCUCUGAUCGUCGAUAUCCAUCCCCUGACGAGCUGCUUCUCAUCUCUCCUCAAACCCGCUCAAGACGCCCGUUGACCCCAAUCACGCCAAUAACUCAAGACACCCCAUCCCCGGCUGUACAAUCACAGGAUCUAUUACCACCCCCGUCUCCUCCACCUCUCGUUAUCCCCGAGGACCCAGAACCAGUCAGCCGUUAUUCCCUUCGCCGCAGGCAGGCACGUCAGCUUCAACCGUACGCGUUUGACAAGGCGCAGUACAAGGCGCAGAUGAAGGCAAACCCCGAUGCGAUCGUGAAGUUUGUGAGUCCGCAACGUCGUGAGAUGCAUGAAGAUGGGUCACAGUGGGCCGAUGGGCAGACACAAGGUGGAACCCAAGCAGAGUAUAUUUUUCCAGUUGACAAUCCGGAGGAGGACCGAGAUUAUGUGGAUGUGGAAGGAAGGAGGCAACAGAGGCGGGUCACCAUUGCUGAAGCUGAUCAUCAUAACCGCGAACGGGAGGAAGGAUGGCUCCCUGAGGCUCUAAGAGAUCUGUCUGAAAGCGACGAGAUUGAGGGAACAGAUGAAGUUCGCAAGUUAGCGAGGGAUGCGAGGAGAGCUCGGAAGAAGGCUGAAGCUGAGGCAAAGAAGAGGGAGAAGGAAGAAGCUCGCCUGAGAGCGCAGGAAGAGGCUGUCGCGAAAGAAAUUGUGAAGAAGAGACGUUUCAAGAAUUUCCCGCUGGCAGCAUCAUCGUCAAAGCAGCCUGCUGCGAGAUCAUCUUCAGGAAAGCAACGUGUCACACCGUCUCCUUCCCGCUCGUCCUCACCCUCGCAUUCCCUUCGUUUUGAUCCUUCACAGCUUCAGUCCCGUUCGCUGGCAAGGAAUCCCCCUGCGACCGACGAAUACGAGUAUCAACAAGAUGAUGACUACGACUACUAUAAUUUCUUCGACCACAACGCGAUCAAUGCGGAGAAUGUCAACCCUGAUGCUGAUGCCGAUGCAAUUGAAAUUCCCUCGGCACCGUCAACACCACCACGCUCCUCGUCUACAUUGCCUGAUGGGACCAAUCACUUGGAUUUGUCCGAUGAUGAUCCGCUCGCCCGUGAGCCGAGCGAGGAGUUCAGCAGUCCUUCUCCCGAAAUUUCUUCCAAAGAUCGCAAACGUUUCCGCCUCCUGCAGCGUAUGAUGCCCGCAGUCAUGAUCAAGAAGCAGCUCGAGCAGCAAGGUUCCCAAGUGAAAAUUCUUGUCAGUACCAAAAGAGCGCAUUCUCCAACGCCGUCUGAUAGUGGCGACGAGCCCUUGAGACCUGGACAUGCACGCGUCCGAAUGGGUGCUAGUGGACGUGAUUUUAUGAUUCAGGGAGACCCUGAGAGCUCGGAUGUCGAAAUUCUUCGAGAAGAGGACAUGGAUGCUGAGGUACCAGACAUCGUAUCACGAGUUCGUCGGCGGGCAUCUCCCAAAGUCAGAUCAAGGUCUCCGGCCAUCAUUAUCUCUUCCAGUUCCGAGAGUGGAUCAGAGAGUGAUGGCGAGGAAAGCGACGGUAUGAUCGACGAUGCACGGAUCGACGCAUGGAGCCGAAGUCGCCGGCCUAUGCAUGAGAAGAGUCUGAUUGACUGGAUGCUUACGCGGACUAGGACGGUGGGUGGUGGGAGAAAGCAGAGAGCCAAGUCAAGUCGGAGGCCCCGAGGUUCCUCAAGGCCAAAGCUCAACAUUGUAACAGGUGGCGCGCGAAUGGGCAAUCAGACCCUUCUCUCCUUCCCCGCUGUUUCUUCUGACCAUGACCACCGCUCUCAGCAUUCACAUCAUUACAAGGUCCACAAGCGGACAGAAUCGACAAUACCAGUGGAGCGCGAGUCCAAGGCACUACGAAGGGAACGGAGGAAGAAGAAGCGCAAGAAAGCGGAGGGAGAGCUCUACAGCUUCCACCAAUCUGGCACGCAUAUUGCGCGAAGGGGUCUGCGAAUUGAUCUGGGUGAUGAAGGAUUCCAUCAGGCGCUGGACCCGACUUGGAGGAAGGAGAUAGAUAGGUGGCAAAGGCAACCUGGAUCAAUGCGGCAGCCUGCGUCUGCGAUUUCAUCCCGAGUUCGUCGAGAAGAUACCCAAUCUAAGCGCCAGCAAAUUCCGGUCUCGCGUGUUGAUUCUAAACCUCAAUCUAGUGUCGAGUUCAAUCAACGGGCGUUGUUGACCACAGUCGACUUGGGCAUCGACUCUUUGCCCUCAGGGAUUGCGUUCUCGGCCGGAACGUAUAUUGGCCGCGGGUUUCUUCACCAGCUGAUAUGCCUCGUUACAGGGCAUGCUCAGCCUGUUGCUCCUAUGUCAUAUGUUAUUCGAGGGUUCGACCUUGGACCUGACACAUCGGUGCACGUUCUUACGACUGUAAUUGCACCCUUGUGUGAUCAGCUCGCGGAUGACGUGCUCAAAGGACACGAGUGGACGGCUGUGACUGGGAAGGACUGGGAACUCGCAAUGCGAACGGUGUGCCAGUUGGUAUCGUGGCGGUGUCUCAGCAUCGACGACCAGGAAUUCAGUUCGCUAGAGCUCACGGUACACGAGACUAUGGGUUCUUUAGUGGCGCGGGUGUUGGAGGCUAAUUUUCAUCAAUUCUCAUUACCUGUUUGCUGGUUUGCAGUAGAGCUCGCUGCCCGGAUCAUGCAUGCUGCAAGGACUCGGCGGGGGUCAUCAGAGACCCGAGAGUUGUUCAAAUUUGCGCUCUUGCUCAUGCGGCCCCUGUCAGAUGUAGACCUCCGGGAAAUUUUAGCAUCGUUUAGGGAGCCCGAUGGCCCUCUAGAGACCAACUCAACUGCCGUUCAAGCUGUAGAGUCAUGGAUAUGCCUCUUUCACCUCUUGAUCAACUGCACGCCUGAGUCUCCUGGUAAACUAUCAUCGGAGCCAUUUUGGCUUUUGUUCAAACAGUUGAUCCAAGACGAAGCAUCAUCGUUCAUCACUGCAGUUGAGGCGAGCGAGUAUGUUUGGCGGAAUGUAUUCUCUUUUUGUGCGCUCUCACAGUUCUCUGUGCACGGGAUGUCGACAUCCCUCAGUAGAAUCGCACCUUCAUGGGAAACGGUUUUGGCUACUCUGAAGCUCAUCUCCCUAGUUGCCGAUCCACAGAAGGAUGCACUCACACAUACUGCAUCCCUCAACAAACGAGACGAGUACGUCUCCGUCGUCGCUUCUCGAUGCUUCCUCUUGUGGAAGCGUUGGCAUUGGAAUUUGGAUGAUGCAAUGAUAAUGUUCAACCACCUCGUGGAAAUAUUCAGGAGCCGUAGAUUUGCCAGUCUCCGCCACGAGCAGCCUAAAUUUAUGCAAUUCAUGGUGCAAAGGGACAUUUCUUUGCUUUCAGUACAAGACAGGGGCGACAACGUAUUCGAGGUGCUCCUCAAGAUGAUCGUACAAGUUGCGCAGGCGGACAGCACGAGUGACGCGGAGAAAAAACAACGGGACAUACAGGUGAAGAAAAUGCUGAACAUGGUCGUCCCAGUUGGCUCGGUGUCAUCGACGAGGGCCGUUCAGCCAACUGGGCAGGAGAGUUCUAUGCUUUUCAACCGACUCAAUGCUAUGGCAGUCGCUAUUCAUCUUGAUUCCUCCGUCUCCAACGUUCGACACCGCGUUGGGCAAGCUCGACGAUGCGUCAACUUCAAAGAUGCACACGAUUUCACCAGGGCUGUAUGCAUUCGAGGCAUUGAGCAUAUUUGCGCUGUUAUGCGACAUCACCGCGUACAGCUUGGAGAAAUUCUCAACUGGCUUGCCGAGGUUACCGGCAUCCUGCUGGACGAAUACCAGGAGGCGCGCACACUAACAAAUAAAGACAACAAGAAUAUCGUGAAGAACAAGACAGUGGAGAUGGUCAAGAGUCUUCUCACGUCGGUUGUUCGUAUGAUUGAGACAUGCUCACUGGACAUUGCGGAUGAGCGACAUGAGUAUCCAGAUCCUGCCUUUCUGGAGGGACCAUGGGUAAAGGACGUCUUCAGUCCCAAGAAUCCUAUCGCCAUAGAGCAGAAUUCGAGUGCUUCGUGCCAAGAGGUGGUGUCAGCUUUUCUGGAUGCUCGAAUGAGGGCCUUACCGCGGCCCACCGCACCACCAAUAUCAUCGAGUGUUGAUAAUCAGGAGAGCCAGGAUGAGUACGACAAGUUCUUCAUCGACUUGAACGAUCCAGAAAUCUUAGCUGCUCUUGGUGACGAGCCUGCACAAACUUCUGGGAUGGAGUGGAAGAAGAAGGAAGAAGCAGUUUGCAAGGUCAUCUGUGGACCGCUUGCUUCAGCGAUAUUCCGGGUUGUUUGCAGAUAUGUAGUUGACUCCCCCGCGCCAAGCACAGUCGAUAGUCGCCGUGAGACGGCUGAUAGAUGGAUUGAUUGUUGGGUAGGAGUCGGAAAUGUGCUGGUUCAGAAUGGAUCGACUUGGAAAAACCACAUGCAUCUUGGACCUGAAUCAUGGGAGCGGAUACCUGAUCCCUUAUGGCGUCGCCGGGUUGGUCUUAGAUUCUGCCUUGCACUUCUCAGACUUGAUUCGAAGGCUUACAAUGCAUAUGAGGACUACUUUAUCGAAGUCCUCCUCACAUGUACUGUUCCCUCCAAGACGACAAUCGAACACGAGUAUGCAUCCAUCGUAUUCACUCUAGACGGUCUUCGACACCCACUUCUACGUGGCGUGCUGGCCGAGCCGUCUACCGGAUCAUCUACACUCGAGAUAUCGCUAGAAGAAUAUUCGACAGUCCGGCAGACGCUGAUUGAAUCGGUAUUUGCCAAUCUUACUGAGCGUUUGCAAGGUCAUACAGAUUCUGUCAACCACAAGUAUCUUGGCUUUUUGGUUUCCAUGCUCUCAGCUAUGAGAGACAACUAUGAAGUUCGUGCAAUUGCCCUGAUGUCUGAUCAUGUAGCUAAUGACUUGCACACCAGAGCGUGUUAUCUGGGGAGGAACGAGUAA
Messenger RNA from Suillus plorans, 4929 nucleotides. RefSeq names its product Mus7/MMS22 family-domain-containing protein. The record is from RefSeq and is a predicted model, not a curated record. NCBI's taxonomy places the organism in Eukaryota, Fungi, Basidiomycota, Agaricomycetes, Boletales, Suillaceae. The transcript is spliced from 9 exons. Bases 1 to 4929 code for a protein of 1642 amino acids. Gene Ontology annotation, biological process: replication fork processing; double-strand break repair via homologous recombination. Gene Ontology annotation, cellular component: nucleus; Cul8-RING ubiquitin ligase complex.